CCCGGGCCGGCCGCGAUGGAGGCGCCGCCCGCGGGCCGCGUUCCCGCCGAGGGCGCCCCGCCGCCGGCCGUGGCCGAGGUGCGCUGCCCGGGCCCCGGGCCGCUGCGGCUGCUCGAGUGGAGGGUGGCGGCGGGCGCGGCCGUGCGCAUCGGCUCGGUGCUGGCCGUGUGUGAGGCCGCCGCCUCCGCGCAGCCCGCCGGUCCCGCCCCCGCCCGCGCCGGGUCCGGGGGCUGCGUGCGCGCCGAGCGCAGGCUGAGGUCGGAGCGCGCCGGCGUGGUGCGGGAGCUGUGCGCGCAGCCGGGCCAGGUGGUGGCCCCCGGGUCGGUCCUGGUGCGGCUGGAAGGAUGUAGCCACCCGGUUGUCAUGAAAGGCUUGUGUGCCGAGUGUGGCCAAGACCUGACCCAGCUGCGGAGCAAGAACGGGGGGCAGCAGGUGCCUCUGUCCACGGCCACGGUGUCGAUGGUGCACAGCGUCCCCGAGCUCAUGGUGAGCUCCGAGCAAGCUGCGAAGCUGGCACGGGAGGACCAGGAGCGGCUGCACCGCGACCGGAAGCUGGUGCUCAUGGUGGACCUGGACCAGACGCUGAUCCACACGACAGAACAGCACUGCCAGCAGAUGUCCAACAAAGGCAUCUUCCACUUCCAGCUGGGCCGGGGCGAGCCGAUGCUGCACACCCGCGUGCGCCCUCACUGCAGGGAGUUCCUGGAGAAGAUCGCCCGGCUGUACGAGCUGCACGUCUUCACGUUCGGGAGCCGGCUGUACGCCCACACCAUCGCAGGCUUUUUAGACCCCGAGAAGAAGCUUUUUUCUCAUCGAAUAUUAUCGAGGGACGAAUGUAUUGACCCAUUUUCUAAAACGGGGAACCUCAGAAAUCUCUUUCCCUGUGGAGACUCCAUGGUUUGCAUUAUUGACGACCGAGAAGAUGUUUGGAAGUUUGCCCCCAAUCUGAUCACCGUGAAGAAGUACGUCUACUUCCAGGGCACAGGGGACAUCAACGCCCCCUCUGGGUCUCGGGAGUCCCAGGCGAGAAGGAAAGUAAAUCCAUCUCCGAGAGGGGCCGAUGUUCCAGAACAAGCUCUGUCUGUCAGGGAGACCGAGGGCCGGCCAGGCUCUGGGGUCGAGCAGAGUAAUGGUCUUGGGAAGCCCACGAGGGAACUCAACGGGAGUGCUUCUGCUCGAGGGGACUGGCCCCUGCCUGGGCAGGAGGAGGAGAGAGGCAGCCGACCCAUCGCCCGUGGGCCCUUGACUGAUGGCAAGGGGCCCCCAGUGUGUGCUCCGCAACCUGAUCGGACAUUGCUGGAAAAGCGGGCUGCUCAGGGCACAGCAGGCGGUGACCUGGACUUUGACCUUUCCAGUGACAGCGAGUCAGACGCCCCGUCAUUGUCUGACGGUGAAAGUGGGGAGAAGAGGAGCCUGGAGAGGCCUCAGGGAGCGCACGGUGCGGGCAAGGUGGUGCAGCGGGGCGGCCCGCCCGGCCCAGGAGGGGAGAGGCCAUGCGGAGAGCCGGCCCCGGGCCUGCACCCCGACGUGCAGGAGGAGGGUGAGCGGGACGGCCUCUGCGGGCUGGGCGGCGGCUCUGCCGACCGGAAGGAGGCCGAGACGGAGUCACAGAACAGCGAGCAGUCUGGGGUCACCGCGGGCGAGUCCCUGGACCAGAGCGUGGAGGAGGAGGACGAGGACGACGACGACGGGGACGGGGACGACCACCUGGUCCACCUGGAGGACAUCCUCGCCCGAGUGCACUCCGACUACUACGCCAGGUACGACCGGCACCUCCUCGGGGACAGCCCGGAGGCCCCCGACAUACGGAAGAUCGUGCCGGAGCUCAAGAGCCGGGUGCUGGCGGACGUCGUCAUCACAUUCAGCGGGCUGCACCCGACCAACUUCCCGGUGGAGAAGACGCGGGAGCACUACCACGCCACGGCCCUCGGAGCCAAGGUCCUCACGCAGCUGGCGCUGGACCCCGGCAGCCCCAACAGGGCCACCCACUUGAUUGCGGCGAGGGCAGGCACGGAGAAGGUGCGCCAGGCCCAGGAGUGCGGGCAGCUGCACGUGGUCAACCCCGACUGGCUGUGGAGCUGCUUGGAGCGCUGGGACAGGGUGGAGGAGCAGCUCUUUCCGCUCAGGGAGGACUACGGCCGAGUGCAGAGGGAGGAUGGCCCAGCAGCCUUUCCGGACCGGCAGGGCGCACCACCGGCUGCCUUGUUCCACCCGACGCCUGUCCAUCCCCGGGCCCAGGCUGGGCCGGACGUUCGCAUCUAUGACGCCAACACGGGCAAGCUCAUCCGGAAAGGUGCUGCGGGCCCCGGGCCCCCUGGCUCCCUGGCAGUGCACGCGGAGCACUCCUCCUUCAGGUGGAUGACAUCCUGGGAGAGGGGAGUGACGACAGUGACACUGAGAAGAAGCGGCCGGAGGAGGAGCAGCAGGAGCAGCCCCCGCCCCGGGAGCCCCAGGCCAUGCUGGAGGCCACGCCGAGCGGGGAGAGGACCAGCGCAGGCAGCCGGGGGCCCAGGGGCCACAAGCGUAAACUGCCCGAGGAGGACGCCGGCGGCGCGUCCAGCGGCGCAUCCAGCGGGGAGUCCAGCGGGGCGGACGAGGAGGGCAGCAGCUCAGAGGCGGACGAGAUGGCGGCGGCACUGGAGGCCGAGCUCAGCGACCUCAUGUGACCUGUGGGGCACAGGGCGGGCGUGCACUCCGUCCCCGGAGGGCUCCAGCAGCGUGGGCCCUCGGAUGUUCUCUCUUCUCCAGAAAGACGUGCAUAUUGGCGGAGCUCCACAUACAGAGACGCAUUAUUUUGCAGAAAUAGGUGUUUUUAGAGGUUUUACUACGGAAAGUCUACUUUUUUAAGGGAUGGUGUCCCGGGAGGCGGUGUGCCAAAGAUGUCGCCGCCCCCUGCGCAGCCCGGCACGGAUCGGGAGGUGGGACAUGGGUGGUGGCCAGAGUGCGCAGUGGGGGCCGGGCAGCGGGGCCGCGGGGGUGCGGGGUCCUCCCCCGGGACUCAGAUGUAAAGUUUUGUAUAUCGAUCUCGCAUUGACCCACCAAGCAAAUUUCUCUCUCAUUGAAUAAAACUCCUUUUUGUAA
This is a messenger RNA of Mustela erminea (ermine), 3081 nucleotides long. RefSeq names its product CTD phosphatase subunit 1 (gene CTDP1). The coding region runs from base 16 to 2847 and encodes 943 amino acids. Gene Ontology annotation, molecular function: RNA polymerase II CTD heptapeptide repeat phosphatase activity. Gene Ontology annotation, cellular component: nucleus. The record is from RefSeq and is a predicted model, not a curated record. The transcript is spliced from 12 exons. NCBI's taxonomy places the organism in Eukaryota, Metazoa, Chordata, Mammalia, Carnivora, Mustelidae.